CAGAAGUCAAAAGCAAGGUGCUGGGAGGGAGGGUCGCUGCCUCUGGGGGAGCAGGGAGAGCUCCCUGGGAAACAGCAUCCACGGCUGCCUGCAGCCUACUCACGUUCCUUUGGCCCCUAGCGAGCCACAGAGGAAUUCUCGGGAGCCUCAAGUUUGGGUGUGAAUGUGAACUAAUUUCCAUCAUAAUCAGAAAUGGAUAAGCCUGUUCUGGACCAUCUGGAGAGCCACCAGGUACCUACUAUGGAGCCUGAUCAACCUGUGCAACACCCAGGGGCACCACAGUCAACCUCCCCAGGGGACGGAGGGGACAGUUCUUCAUCACUGCCCAGUCAGAAUGGCCUGGAGACGCCCGACGGCCAGAACUCCUCAACCCCACUCCCAGAACCAGAGAAAGAGGCCCAUGUGCAGCCUGAAAAGGCAGCUCGGGAUAUCUCUGAAGAGCUGAACCAACAGCUGGAGGACAUCAUAAGCACGUACAGGUCCCCUGCUGACACGGCAGGGCAGGAGGGCCCUGGCAAGGCCAAAGAGAAGGCAGAGUCCCCCGACCACGAGGAGGGGGACUUUGAAGAGACCAUGGAAGAGCCUGAAAGGGAGGCUGCUUCUGGAGAGCCACCUGCAGCCAAAGAGCCUGUCAGCAAUAAAGAGCAAAAAUCGGAAAAGAAAAUCCUAAAGGGAUUAGGCAAAGAAGCCAACUUGCUAAUGCAGAAUCUGAACAAGUUGCACACGCCUGAAGAAAAAUUUGAUUUUCUAUUCAAGAAGUAUGCUGAAUUGCUGGAGGAACACCGCACCGAGCAAAAGGCAUUAAAGCUCCUACAAAAGAAACAGGUACAAAUCCAAAAGGAGAAGGACCAGUUGCAGGGUGAGCACAGCAGGGCUGUCCUCGCGAGAAGCAAGCUGGAGAGUCUGUGCCGGGAGCUGCAGAGACACAACAAGACCCUGAAGGAGGAAACGCUCCAGCGGGCACGUGAGGAAGAGGAGAAGAGGAAGGAGAUCACAAACCACUUCCAGAGCACACUGACGGACAUCCAGGCCCAGAUCGAGCAGCAGAGCGAGCGGAAUAUGAAGUUGUGUCAGGAGAACACGGAGCUGGCUGAGAAGCUCAAAAGCAUCAUCGAUCAAUACGAGCUCCGAGAGGAGCAUCUGGACAAAAUAUUUAAACACAGAGAACUGCAGCAGAAGCUGGUGGACGCCAAACUCGAGCAGGCGCAAGAAAUGAUGAAGGAAGCCGAGGAGCGGCACAGCCGAGAGAAGGAAUAUUUGCUGAACCAGGCAGCAGAGUGGAAGCUUCAGGUCCAAGUGCUGAAGGAGCAGGAGACGGUCCUGCAGGCUCAGCUCACUCUCUACUCGGGGCGGUUUGAAGAGUUCCAGAAGACACUGACAAAGAGCAACGAGGUGUUUGCCACUUUCAAACAGGAAAUGGACAAAACAACUAAGAAAAUGAAGAAGCUGGAAAAGGACACCGCCACGUGGAGAGCCCGCUUUGAGAGCUGUAACAAAGCCCUGUUGGACAUGAUCGAAGAGAAGGCGCUGAGGGCGAAGGAGUACGAGUGCUUCGUGAUGAAGAUCGGGAGGCUGGAGAAUCUCUGUCGAGCUUUACAGGAAGAAAGAAACGAACUCUACAAAAAAAUCAGAGACGCCAAAAGGCCCGAGAAGGGUGAGGGGAGUCAGCCCCCCUCGGACGAGGAGCCGGAGCCCGGGGUCUCCGCGAACAGGGCGGGCGCUGACGCCGAGGGCGCCGGCGGGGCUCGGGGCGGGGCCCGGGGCGGGGUCCGGGGCGGGGUUCAGGACGCCGUGCAGAGCCUGGCUGCGGCCCUCGCGGCCAUCCGCCAGCUGGAGGCACCGCGCGACCGGUCCCGAGCGCUCCAAGCCGAGCCGGGAACCCCGGGGACGGGCGGGGACUCCGUCCUCGCGGCGCUAGGCCGAGCCCCGCCGAGCCCCUCACUGGAGCCGGAGCGCCCCCUGCUUUCCCCACCUCCGCAGGCUGAGGCCGAGGGAGGCGCGGAGGCAGGGCCGCCCCCCGGGAGCAGCACUCCCCCGGCCGGGCUGGGCACCCAGGCGCAAGGCCAAGUCCAGGGCCUCCCCGCUGCAGCCGAGGCUGGCCAGCAGCCCUGGACGGCAGCGGAGGAGGCAGCUUCCCGUCGAGCCCCGGAGGCCCCUCCAGUGACGCCAGCAAACGGCCCGGCCCCAGCAGGCGAGCAGGCCCGGGGCCCCGAGGGGGAGCCCAGCGCACAGCCCCCGCCCCCGGCCGCAGGGACCCCCGGGGCGGCCGCCGACCCGGAAGGCGCCGACUCGGCCUCCCCCAGCCUCUGAGGCUGCGCGUCCUGGCACAGCGCGGCCGCCGCGGGAGCCUGCGGGGCUGCGGGGGCGAAAUGGAAGCGGAGAUCGGGGUGCAGCCCUUCACAUGGCGCGCCGGGCACGGCAGCCUCUGCUGUUUGUUCUCAGUCGAUACCUGGAGCUUUUCUAUUUCACACUGGUUGAUAGUGAUGAUUUCCCCAGAUGGCCCCAAAAUAGGGCAAUAGCAAAUUUGUAUUAAUUUGACAUUAGGUAGGUAUUGACUUCAGUUCCUUAAUCAAUAGUAAGAUUUGGUGUUUGAAGACAGCGGUUACAAUAUAUCAUUACUGAAAAUGUGAUGUUCUAUUUAUUUCCAGCUAUCAUUUAAUAAGCUCCGUAGUAAGUAACAGAUGUUCCAUAUCCCAUUUAAACAGUAUAUGCGUGACCUAUACAUGUGAAUGCAUAUAUGUGUGUAUAGUUACACAUACAAAUACGUGUGUAUUGAUAUAUAUGCAUAUGUGUGUGCAUGUGUGUAUACAUAUAUGUAUAUAGUAUACAUGCCUAUGCAUCCAAAUGUAUCUAUUAAACAUAUAUUUCCCUCACCCAUUUGGCAAUUUCCAUCUCUGUAAAAUAGGUAGAUGCUAAUCAAAGAAGGAGCUUUACCUUGUCCCUGGGACCGCAGUAAAUGGGUGCUCUGUCAAGCAGCAGCAGCAGAACACAAGUAUUUAGCCCACCAUUGUGUAACCCAGCGGAAGAUAAUCAACUGACUGCUCGAUCAAAUGAGAGAACAGCAGCUGUGGG
This is a messenger RNA of Choloepus didactylus (southern two-toed sloth), 3072 nucleotides long. RefSeq names its product taxilin beta (gene TXLNB). The coding region runs from base 193 to 2310 and encodes 705 amino acids. The transcript is spliced from 11 exons. Gene Ontology annotation, molecular function: syntaxin binding. Lineage: Eukaryota; Metazoa; Chordata; Mammalia; Pilosa; Megalonychidae. The record is from RefSeq and is a predicted model, not a curated record.